UUUUAAUAUAUAAGGGAUAAUAGGAUUUCCAUUGUUAAAACGAAAAAUCCACAUUAAAUAUAUAUAAAAGAUUCGAGUAAUAUAAAAGGAAAAUGGGCUAUAUAUCCAUUCACUCCAAUAAUCCGAUCUAAAAAAUGGCUAGUUGAUGGCUCGUAGAAGGUUCAGUCCCGCAAAGAUUUCUAAAAAAAAUAAAUGAUUGUUUUGAAGAAAAUAUGAUAUAUUCUACGAAAUUAAAGGUUAUACGCAUCAUGAUCUCAAAAAAUAACCUAUAUUAAAAAUAUAUAAGGAAUUUAAGUACUAUAAAAAAAAUACUUGAGCUAUUCCAUUUAGUUUUAAGUUGUUAUUGUUAACCAUUUAACCAUGCAAAUCAAUGUUAAGAACACUGCUGAAAAUAGAAGGUAAAUUGCACUCUAUAUACAAAGAAAAUAUAAAUUCACUGACUAACUAAAAAUUUUCUUUUUCUCCUAUUUUUCCUUCAUUUUUCUCUAUAUUCUCUCUCUCAUAAUCUAAUUUUCUAUUUGUGGUUAUUUGGCAAAUAAAUCCAAAAUAGAACACUUGGGUCAAAAUGACAUAUCCACGUUAGUCCAAAAAAAAAAGGUAACAUAUUUACGUCGUAUAUAUGAAACCUAAUUGUUUUUAAUAGUACUUUUAAAUUUUAAAGUUUCCUGGUUAGUGUAAAUUUUGUGUAAGCAAACAAGACGUGUAUCAAAACGGUACUAUCUAUUGCCAGCCGAACGAUUUAUUCAGGAUUCUAGUUUGAAGAAGUUUUUAUUAAAAAGGGGAUGUAAGCAAACAAGACGUAUGUGCACAAAAAAAAAAAAAAAAGCAAACAAGACGUGUAUUAAGUCAAUUCAUGUUUUUUUCGACCAGUGUUAUUUAUGUUUUCUAAAAGUGUUUCUUACGGCAAAAGGGUUUAUUUUUAGGUUAUAAAGUAAAAAGACGAAAGAUAUUUUUUUUUACUAUCAGCUGAAAACAAAAACAAAAUAUAUUAGAAAAAAAGAACUACCUAAUAGUUUUCUUUUUCAACCAAAGUACGCUGAAUUGUUCUGUUUUAAAUUUCCCCCUGUUUUUGACAAACCAGUGAGACUUUGUCAAAGAAGACUGCCCCCUAAUGUGAAAAGGCUAUAAACAUUUGAUGUUAUUUUAUGGAUUGUUUCUAUUAAUUUUAGAAUAAUCUAACAACAAUUAAACUAUAUUUGAUGUGUGUCUUAAUCAAAAGAAAUGUGAUGUGUGAUAAAUGAAUUAACAAACAGAUAUAUUAUUGGCAUACUAGUGGUAAUAUGAAACAACGUUAUAAAAUGUUCAAUAGGACCGAAUAAACUUCUCUAUGCUAAGUUACGUUCAAUUACAGCUCACAAUAUUCCUGAAUUAAUGUAUGAAAUAACUAACCAAGUCAUAUUUUGUUAAAUGGUUAUAUGAAACAAAUCUAAACUAUAAUAAAAGGCGGAUACUAAGCCUCGUGAGCGUAUCCACGUCAGAACAAAAAAACACCCAAUAAGCUUAAAGUAUUCUGCCACAUCAUCAGACAAGUUACGGUAUUUAGGCUCAAAAUAAUAUUUUCAUAUAAUCUUUACAAAAGCCAUUAGCCCAUUAAAGCCCAGUAUCGAAACUCUAAAUUUUAUCACGCGUUGCGAUCAUUUCGUCUCCCUCUUUUCGUUUUCCUUCUUCUUCUACAUUUUCAUCGAUCGAACGACGUUUUGUCUCUCCAUCUUCACUGCAACCGAUCUGUAGAGUAAUCAAUUGUCCGUUUAGGUUUGAUUGAUGGCUUCCUCUCUAUUUAUUUAAAAAUCUCUUCUUUCAUGUUUUUUUUCAAUCAAAACUCUCUCAAUUUGUUAUCGCGAUGAAUUCGAACGGGAAAGCCAUAGUCUCCGACGAUCCGAUUUAAAGAAACCAUCAGGUUCUUUUGAUCAAUUGGUGAAAUGAAGUUCGUGAUACCUGCAUAAUCAGAAAUUCCCUGAGAAAAAACUGUGUUUGCGUUUUGCGUUUAGAAAAACCUACAUCUCCGGAGAUAAAUUGCCUGUGGAUGAUGUGAAGGUUUACGUUGCCGUUGUGGAGAAACCCAGCGAUGCUUUCCCCAGUGCUAGCAAGUGGUACGAUUGCCUUGCUUACCAUCUGCUAAAAAGUGGAUUCGAUACUAGACAAGGAUGAUUACACAUUGGAAGAGCUACUUGACGAGGAAGCAAUCAUCCAAGAAUGCAAAGCUUUAAAUAGCCGUCUCAUUCAUAUUUUAAGGGAUAAAGCUCGAGUGGAGCAACUCUUGCGUUAUGUUGGUGACAUGUUCUAAGUUUCUGCUUGGAAGAAAUCAUAAACUUAAAGAUGGCACCUGCAGCUGAUGACGAUGAUGACAUGGAUCCUUUUGGUGAUGAGACUGAGGAAGAAAAGAAAGCGGCAGAGGAGAAGGAGGGUGCUAAGAAGGACACCAAAAAGCCCAAAGGUUCUCAUUCUCUAUGGUUUGGAGAAAGAAAAAAAGACAGAGAAACUGAAGGUUAUCAGUAUCAAUCUUUCUUGAGGUAAUAGUAUUAUCACUAUGAUUUGCAAGAGAGGGUGAAACAUUUCUCUCAACGAUUGAAACUAAGGCUGUGCAAAAUUAUUGACUAUCACUGUAUUCUUUACGUUUGGAAAGGAAGGAGACAUAGGCUGCAAAACUUGGGUUAUGACAAGAUAUUCUGAUAGAAUAUGCUCUCUAUGAUGAAAGCCUAAUGGAAAAAAAGGUACGUCCAUAUUUUGAUCUUCAGUUUCAUUAAUUUUUUUUUUUAUCAUAUUCCUUGGUUCAUGUUGGGUUUGCUGGCAAGGGAGGAAGAUGAAAAGCGCAGCUGAUCUCACAAGAAGAUUGCUGAAAGCUGAGACAGAUGUGCAACCUGAGGCAUUAAAAGUUUUUUGUUCUUUGGAUUGCACAGUGGUAAACCUCGAAGAUUUGUAUGGCACCCUAGCUACUACACUGGUAAACUUCGAAGAUUUGUAAGUUGGAAAUUGGAGUUUCUUUUUUUUUUGGGAUAUACAAAGGGAGAAUGCUCAUCUUUUAUUAGAGUUAAAAUUUAUAAAUUUGUAAAUGUCCAGAUGACAAUGAUACAUUUUGUCAAAAGAUUUAUGGUAUACUAUCCCCUGUUUUCAUGCGAUCUCCAUUUUCUUAACUGAUGGGACUAUGGCUGUCUAAAGUAGCGUGACGAGGUAACUCUGAAAGUUAUAAACGUAUAACUUACAACUUACAAGCAUGGAUGGUGUCUACAAAAAUAAAGAGUCGAAAAAAACUUACACGAAAAACCAGCCGUAGAAGAUGAGAACAAGGAAAAAGCUAACAGGGACUGUAUAGAAAAUUGAGGUAGGGACUCCUCAAAAUAUUUCUCUCUCAAAAUCUUUGUUUGUAUAAUAGUGUUAUUAUUCGUUUGAUCUUUUAAUAUUUCUUCGAUUUGAGUUACUAUUUAGAUGUGUUUCUUGGUGAUCGUACAUGUUUUGGAGAUACCUAAUUAGAGCUUUAGCGAAUCCCUCCCUCCUAUUCUGACAUGGGUAUAUCUGCUCCAGGUAUUUCAUAUGCUAACUUGCAAUUGUAUGUUAUAAUGUACAUAUUCUAACUAAUUGAUAAAGCACAAAUAGUUAUAUAAUAUAAUUAUUUAUGUUUGAUAUAUCUAUAUUUGUAAUUGUGAUAUAAAUAAUUAAAGUGGUUUACAUUUUUUUGAAAAUAAUGUUUCAUUUUAGUUAUAUUAUAAAAAUAAAAAUAAAUGAACAGUAAAUAUCAGUUUUAAAAUAAAUAAAAACUAUUUAAACACAUACUAUUUAAAAUUACAAAACAAAAAAAUUAUUAAAGAAAUACAUUGAUUCUAUUAGAAAAUACCAUCAAAAGAGAGUACUAAACAUUUUUUCUAAACUUAUGUCAAAACAUCAAAAUAGUAUAUAUAAAAAUAAAUAGGUGACGAAUAUAUUUCAACUAAUAAAAUUUGAAACUUAAUAUAUAAGUUUAUUUCUUUGUAUAGUAUUGGUAUUAAAUAUAAAUAAUUACACAAUGUUAUAAAAUACACUAAAAUUGAUUUCUUAUAUUUUGUCAAGGGUGAAACAUUUCUCACGAGAGAUCCUCUCUCCGCACGUAAUUUUAUAAAACUUAAUAAAAAUUAUAAAAAUAAACUCAACCUAGAUAUUCAUAUAACAAUAAAUAAUAUUAAAUUUAUUAAAAAAAUUUAAUACUAUACAAAAUAUAUUUAAUCCUAUUUUCCGAGUGUUUCAAAAAAAAAAAAAAUCCUAUUUUCCGCGCGUAGCGCGGACGAAGACUCUAGUAUCCUCUAAAAUGGAUAAAGAAAUUAAGGAGGUACUUUGAUGUAUGAAAAAUAUGAAUUACUUCAACUAUAGAAAUAUACAUAUGCGUUGUCAUAUAUGGACGUGUCGUUAACCUAUAGUAUAUAAUACAUAAAAGUACUUUGGUAUGUUAUAAGAAUGCGGAUAUGGGUUAUCAUGCUUGUAUAUAAAGAUGCACAAAUGUAUACAUAAAUGAACAAAAAAUAAGUUGGCUUGGAAUAUGAUAAACGGUGGGGUUUCUAAACUCGAUGAAACUAUUACAAAAUGCAAAUCUUGCAAAAGGUAAAACGAGAAAAAGGUAAGAAACUUUUCUCUCUUGUAUGAUUGUAUUUUUUUAUGAAUUUAAUCUAUCUCCCAUUAUUAGGUGCAUUUUUAGACGAGAAAAGGUCAAAUAGGAGCCUAAUUCAUCAAAUCAUAAUCAUGACAUCCUCACAUAGCAUACAGAGGAAUAUAUGCACCUAAGAUUUUUCAUCAUUGCUCCUCCUAAUCAAUAUAUUCCUUUUUGUAUUCCCAAAACAAUACAAUCGUAUAAAUAUUUGGGUAGUACAUCAUUUUGUAAGAAAUAUGAAAUCUUAGCUAUAAGAAAGUGAUAGAUGUGUGUAUUCCCAUCACAUCUCCAACCAUUUUUUCCAUGGAAAAUGAUUUCAGAAUUUAAAUAUAUAUAUAUAUAAUAUUUAUAUUUAUAUUUAUAUUUAUAUUUAUAUUUAUAUUUAUAUUUAUAUUUAUAUUUAUAUUUAUAUUUAUAUUUAUAUUUAUAUUUAUAUUUAUAUUUAUAUUUAUAUUUAUACGUGAAAAGAAAAUCUUGUAGAAAACGCCAAUUCUAGAGGUUUGGAUUUGUUUUUGGGAAACAAUGAUUACAGAAUGGUGCAGUUAUUCCUCUAUAUUCUUUCAAAUUCUUCAAAUAUCACAUAUAAGGAUUUUUUUUUGUCAAAAAGGUAAAAGUGCUCGACAUGUAAUCUUCAGUUCAUAGAUUUCAAAACAUGUAUUUUGUCCAACAGAUUGUAGUGCCUCUGUAUAUGUAAAAUAACUAGAAUUUGGAUUUCAUUAAUUAGUAUUUUGUAAACCGUAACAUAGUUUUUUUAUCUACGUAAGCAACACACCAUAUGAACGCCGUUUCAGGGACGUAGCUGGACGCCGUUACAGAAGCUGGCUGCCGUUUAAGCGACACGACGUUAACUCGCACUAUCUCUCUUCAUCUUUCUCUCGAGUGCCCUGACGCGUUUUCUCCUUUCUCUUCUUAUUUCAUUUUUCUUUUUCGUUCACAUCAACAAAAUAUUCCAUUUUCCUUUCUAGACGACAUUAGUUCAAAAUAAUGCAUUCAACCUCACUCUAUUUUUCAUUCUAAAAUAGAAUUUAAACUUUAGAAUAAAAAUAUUCCAAUGAUACUUUAUUUCUCAUUCUAUAAUAGAGUUGAAUAACUUGUUUUUUUGUUCAUCACUAUAUUUUUUACUCUAAAAUAGAAUAUCAUUGAUUGAUGUAAAUUCAAACUCUAUUAUAGAGUUACUGUGUUCUAAAGUAAAUAAUAGAGUAAACCAUCGGAGAUAGUAACACAUAUUUAUCUCAUGCAAUUCGUAACAACCCUCGUAGGCAACUAAAAACACUUAUAUCUAAAUUAACUUUUACCCUUUAUUUUUAGACAAAAUUUAAACUGAAAUCAGCUGUUUCUGUAUUGUAAAAAGGUUAAGUAUAUUGCUACAGAAUAAUCAGUGUUUUACACACACACACACAAAAUUGAUCUUAAGAGCGCAAAAUCAGAAUAAUCUUUGUUUGGAAAAGCUAAGUGUACGACACUGGUUCUACCUAUGUAGUUUUUUCACCAGAACAAAUGAAACUCUUUUCUUUUUUUGAACUUCAGAACAAAUGAAUAUUGUUAUAUCGAAGUGAAAGUUGCAAGGCCAUUAAGAGAGUAAAUUGAUAUUUUUAGUCAUGCAGCACGUGUGAAUUAGUUAGUAAAAUCUUGUAACAUCAACGGCCUAAAACUUUUACGUAAUACCGUCAUACCAAAAGGACACUAUAUACAAAUUUAUAGUAAUUUUUUGGUUGCUCUGAUAUCGCAACAGAUAAUAGUCCUAUAGAUAAGGCAUCGUAAACACACAAAAACAUAGAGUUUACUAUAUGGAUAAUCCAAAUCAGUGUUAAAACUUUUAAUUACAAAUAAUGGGAAUUAAAAGAUGUGAAUCUUAAACAAAGCCAAAUCAAUUGGACCCACCUGCAACUUUCUUUUUCCAACAUUUAUAUAUUUAUCGAAACACACACAUGGAUGGAUUGGCUUGUCAUAACCCAAAAUCGAACCAAAUAUCCACCAAACCAAAAAAAUUCCCUCUCCUCUCUCUUACACACAAUCUCAUCUCCUUCAAACUUUUGCGUCUCCUUCAAGCUUUUGCGUGAAAGAAAGAGAGAGAUGAGUACGAUAAACCAAGGAGUAAGCUUGUUCGAUGAGCCACAAAACAUCAUAAACACCAAUAAUACUAACACUCUAGGUUUCUUUUUCUCUUUCCCUAAUCACACAUUAUCUUCGUCAUCUUCUCCUUCUUCUCUUGUGUCUCCGUUUCUAGGUCAUCACUCCUUCAACUCAUUCAUUCACAAUAACUCCCCUUCCUUUGUAACUCAUCCUCGAGAUCCCAUCAAUCCCAUGGCGAAUCUCCCAGAAACCCUAAUCUCGGUCUCCUCUUUAGCCUCAUCAAAACAAAGGCAUGAUCAUGAUGGUAUUGUUAACCUUGAUCAGCAUCGUCUUACCGGUGAAAUAUCAUCCCAAAGACCGUCUUUAAAUCCAUGGGCAUGGAGUAGUCAAGCAGGAUACGAAUACAACAAGAAAAAUAACCAUACAAGUGAGAUUGAUGUUGAUCAUAAUAUUGAUCAUGAUGGUUGUGAUGGUGAUGGCAGUAAUGAUGAUGAUGAUCAUCAACAUCAUGAGACUCGUCGCCACAAAAUUAACACGUCACCAUUGGGAAUAAUGUCUACUCUGAAGAUGAAGAAGCCUAAGACAAGAAAAAAAGUGAGGGAGCCUCGGUUUUGCUUCAAGACACUAAGCGAUGUUGAUGUCUUAGAUGAUGGAUAUAGAUGGAGAAAAUAUGGCCAGAAAGUUGUCAAGAACACUCAACAUCCCAGGAGCUAUUACAGAUGCACACAAGAGAAGUGUAGAGUGAAGAAGAGGGUGGAGAGAUUAGCAGAUGAUCCAAGAAUGGUAAUCACUACUUACGAAGGACGACAUCUGCACUCUCCUUCUAAUCAUCUCGACGACGAUCCUCUCUCCUCGUCUCACCAUUCUUCUCUCUCCAACUUUUUCUGGUGAUGUUGUAUUUUUUUGAAUCAAAAACUAUUCCAUCGUGCCUCGAAUUAAUCAUCGCUAUAGUAAUCAAUGCCUUCAUAAAACAAAGGAAAUAGUAACUACAUAUACGUUCUCGUUAAGAAAAGGUACGAUGAUGUUUUUAUAUGUAAUGUGUUCGUGUGGUUGUUUAGGUUUGUCUCUUGUAAGAUGAUUAAUGUACCUUUUUCAAUCUGAGGAUUAUAUAUGUGAAUGUGUCCGGAGGGUGGAGACGACUUGUUAUUUGUUUCUGAUAUGAUUGGAAGUUUAGAGCUUGUAUACUUUGACAAAAUUAAAAUUUUAUUUAUUUUAAA
Messenger RNA from Brassica rapa (field mustard), 7902 nucleotides. Its product is annotated as probable WRKY transcription factor 13. NCBI's taxonomy places the organism in Eukaryota, Viridiplantae, Streptophyta, Magnoliopsida, Brassicales, Brassicaceae. Gene Ontology annotation, molecular function: DNA-binding transcription factor activity; sequence-specific DNA binding. Gene Ontology annotation, biological process: regulation of DNA-templated transcription. The record is from RefSeq and is a predicted model, not a curated record.